AUGGCGAAAUACAGAGCUCUAUUCCCUUACUUUUCUUUGGUCUUUAUUCUUUCUCUAAUUGCCCCCAUCCACGCCCAGGAUAUUCCAAUAUGCAGCGCGUCAGUACCAUGCGAAGAUGGAUGUUGUAACAAGUCUGGCUUGUGCGGCCUCGGUCCUGAUUAUUGUAGCAAAUCGACCUGCGUCAACAAUUGCGAUCGUAAGGCUCAAUGCGAUCCUGGCGGCUUCGGCGAAGACUAUGUGGUGAAAACCACAUGCCCCCUCAAUGUCUGCUGCUCCGAAUAUGGCUAUUGCGGGACAACCGAAACCUCCUGCGGCAACAAUAGAGCCAACCGACCGAGCUGCCCCGUCGAAGAGAACAGCAGUUUCAAGCGUGUUGUUGGCUACUAUGAAACCUGGGCGACGGGGCGAGCAUGCAACCGGUUCUUCCCGGAACAGAUUCCCGCCGGCGUCUACUCACACAUAAACAUAGCCUUUAUCAGCAUCAACCCAUCGACCUUCGAGUUGGUGCCAGCCGAAAAAGGUGACGUCGAUCUGUACAAGCGUGUAGCGAACCUCAAGGCCGAGGACCCCCAUCUCAAAGUCCUCAUCGCCGUCGGAGGCACCGAUUUCCAUAACACAGGGCCGACGGCGGCCACGUUCUCUGACAUUGCGAGAAGUCAAGAGGCGCAGAAGAAGUUCACCGACUCGGUUCUCAACUUCAUGUCUACCUACGGCUUGGAUGGGAUCGACUUGGACUGGGAGUACCCUGGGGUCGAGGACCGCGGUGGACGGGUUGAAGAUUUCGCAAAUUUGCCCAAGUUCGUGAAGACGUUGAGGCAAGGGCUCAAAGAUUACGAGAUCAGCGUUACAAUACCGGCUAUCUACCUGAAUCUUCAGCACUUUGAUCUCAAGAACAUUGAGCCACACGUGGACUUUUUCAACGUGAUGGCAUACGACUUCCAUGGCGUCUGGAAUAAGCCCACCGAGUUGGGUGGGCCGUACUUUAGCUCGCACACCAACCUCACAGAAAUCAAAGACGGACUGGACCUGCUCUGGCGCAAUAACGUUAAUCACGAUAAGGUGGUCCUGGGCCUCGCAUUCUAUGGCCGCGGAUUCCAAGCCUCCGACUCCUCCUGCCUCCGCCCGGGAUGUACGUUUGAGUCCGGCAGCGAUGCCCAGCCAUGCAGUGGCGAGGACGGCGCCGCGCUGAACUCGGAGAUCGACGACCUCGUAGCCAAGCAGGGCACGAAGUCCACGCUCGACACAGACGCCGCAGUCAAAGUUCUCACGUGGGGAGGCGACAACUGGCUCACCUAUGACGACGAGGAGACGUUCCGAUUGAAGGCGGAUUUCGCUCGCAGUCAGUGCCUCGGCGGCGUCAUGGUCUGGGCGAUCUCGCAAGAUACCGAGAAUGCGAAGUAUUCCAAGGCCCUUUCUCGCGUUGCCCCCAGGAUCUCUGGCUCUCAGUAG
Molecule: messenger RNA, 1449 nt
Organism: Colletotrichum graminicola M1.001
Lineage: Eukaryota; Fungi; Ascomycota; Sordariomycetes; Glomerellales; Glomerellaceae
Product: glycosyl hydrolase family 18
Exons: 4
Coding region: 1-1449 (482 amino acids)
Biological process (GO): carbohydrate metabolic process
Molecular function (GO): hydrolase activity, hydrolyzing O-glycosyl compounds; chitin binding
Source: RefSeq, a predicted model, not a curated record